AUGUCAUCCGAGACCGUCCACGUCCCGCUCAACGUCCUGGACCACCUCCACCGGCCCAACUAUGUCAAGCUGUGCUACUACUUCUCCCUCCAACCCGGCACGACCCCGCUGGAUGUCUUCGAGGACCUCGGCAAGGGUCUGCACCAGACCUUCGUGCAGGUGCCGUGGCUAGGGGGCAAAGUCUUCCGCCAGUCGCCCGACACGCCGGGGUACCGCCCAGGGCAGCGGGAACUGCGGUACAACCCGGCGACAGCCGCGCCCGUGGACGGGCCGCUGCCGCACCAGCUGCGCUUCAACGAGCUGGAAUCGGACUACACGUUCGCGGAGCUGCGCGAGGAGGGGUUCCCCAGCGACGCCUACGACGACCAGGAGCUUCUUAAUGUACCCAUCGAGGGCAACCUGGACACGGGCUGCGACGUCUUCGUGGCGCAGGCCAACUUCAUCCCGGACGGCUGCGUGCUGUGCAUGUCGACCUGCCACGCCGCCAUCGACGGCACCGCCAUGGUCACCGUGAUGAAGCUGUGGGCCGACAACUGCCGCAGCGUGUUCGACCCCUCCGAAAUCCUCGAGCCCUUCCCCGCCGAGAGCUCCGACCGCACCCUCCUCGACAAGCUCUGGGUGCCGCCCAAAUCCGGCUCCAUCGCCCUGCAAGACGCCGACGCCUGGACGCGGGGCCUGGUCGGCCUCCGCCCCAGCGAGGGCUCGACGACCCCCAUCGACUUCCAGAACUGGUUCGGCAACGAGCACCCCAAGCCACCCCGGCAGAUGAAGAACCGCACCUUCUACAUGUCCGCAGCCAACAUGACGGCCCUGCAAAAGGAAUGCGAAGCCUCCACGGCCGACGACAGCACGACCACCGGACCCCUAAGCGGCAACGACGUGGUCACGGCCCUGAUGUGGCGCAGCCUGGUGCGAGCGCGCGCCGCGGCGGCCGACGACACGCUGGACGAGGAGUCGGUCCUUGAAUCGGCGAUCGACGGGCGGAUGGAGUUCUCGCAGUCCGUGCCGCCCAGCUACCUGGGCAACAUCACGUUCUACAACCAGUCGGCGAUCCCGGUGGCGGAGCUGCUGGACCCUGCGGUGCCGCUGGGCCGGGUGGCGCGCGCAAUCCGCACCGGCGCCGGCCGCGUCAACAGCGCCAGCCUGCACGAGGCCUACGCGCUCAUCAAGGGGGUGGCCGACUUCUCUCAGCUCAAGCCCCGCUUCCGCCGCACCGCCGGCGCUGACAUGUUGAUUUCGAACCUGCUCCUGUUCCCCGUGGACUCGAUCCAGUUCGGCACGCGCCGGUUCGGCAACGAGGGCAAGCCCGAGGCCGUGCGCUGCUUCAACGGGCCCCUCAAUGACGUCGCGCGCAUCUCGUUCAUCCUGCCCCGUCGGAGUAAGGGCGGGAUUGAGUUGGCCAUGAACCUGUUCGAGGAGGAGAUGGAUUGUUUGCUCGAGGAUGAGGAGUUCAAUCGGUUCUGCUUGGAGCUUUAG
Molecule: messenger RNA, 1476 nt
Organism: Aspergillus aculeatus ATCC 16872
Lineage: Eukaryota; Fungi; Ascomycota; Eurotiomycetes; Eurotiales; Aspergillaceae
Exons: 1
Coding region: 1-1476 (491 amino acids)
Molecular function (GO): acyltransferase activity, transferring groups other than amino-acyl groups
Source: RefSeq, a predicted model, not a curated record